This is a messenger RNA of Lineus longissimus, 13399 nucleotides long. Its product is annotated as neuron navigator 3-like. Lineage: Eukaryota; Metazoa; Nemertea; Pilidiophora; Heteronemertea; Lineidae. The record is from RefSeq and is a predicted model, not a curated record. Bases 1897 to 8907 code for a protein of 2336 amino acids. Gene Ontology annotation, molecular function: ATP hydrolysis activity; ATP binding; protein binding. The transcript has 20 exons. Gene Ontology annotation, biological process: nervous system development; neurogenesis.
AGCUACUGUCUUGGGUGAUAGAGGAAGGGAUUUGACAGAACCCCAAGUGGCUGAAUCUUUCACCGUGUUUCUACAUAUUUACAUAUUGAGGACAUGCAGGGAAGAUGAAGAUGAGUGACCUUGUCAAGCUGAGAGUCAUUGAGUGGGUUAAGUCAAGAAAUGUCAUGCCUCUUCAUAUCAAGUGGGAAGACAAACAAAUGUUGAUCAACUGAAACAGGAAGUGUCAUAUCACUAUUUCCUCUUGAGGACUAGGAAUUUCAUGCUCAAGGACGCCACAAGUGUGACCCAAUGACCGGCUUAAUAAGGCAGAAGGGCCCCCAGCUAUUGUGACGCAGAAGACACCUUUGGAUUACACCCCCAUUGUCAAUGAACUUUACAAUCUCGCAAUUUGGACAAUUAUUCUUGGACAGACAACUGGUGUGUUAGCGCAGUGUUCCCUGAUAAUAGACAUUUGACCACAUUUCGUAUACAUGAUGCCCAAGUGAUAGUUGUUCGUGGUUUGCCUCUCAUGUUCUCCUGCUGAAUAAUUCAUACGGACUUGAUAUUUAGCCAAUUCUCCUGAGUGUAGCUGCUGUCAGCUCUGAGGAUAGCCACUGAAUGAGUGGCAGUGAGCUAGAUAAACCAUGAACCAACAAAUCAUAUAUAUACUGGAUGCAGUUGGAUACGACUUCUGAUGUUCAGUUCAUAGGAUCUUCAUUUUGUAAUCACUGAAGUUAGGGUGGCAAUCAAUCAAACUUGUCUGGUUGUGAGGAUUGUCUAUCGAUCAUUUUAAAUUGGUGGAUUUGCUGACGUUACGAUUGGUGAUUGAUACAUAUUCAGUCUGGACAGAUUUGUGUGUAUUGAGAAUAUCGAUUGGUGCAUAUCGUGGAUGUGGUUAUUGGUCAUUGAACUGAUACAGAAUAAUGUGAAUCAUUGCUAACUGCUGCAGCUUUGUCUAGAUACCAGUAAUUCAUCCACUCUGCACUACAGAGAAAGACCAUUAUCUACAGUUAUGGAAUUACUCAUAUUUUUAUUUCAUAUGGAUGAAACUUCUCAUUUAGGCUCGAGUGGAACUCCUCUCUGCACAUAUAUGACUAAUGUUUUAUUGAGCAAAUUACAGUGAAUUUUUUGCUGAUUACUCUUGAACAUUUUUCAUGUUGUCAACAAACACGGACCUGCUAUGUGACUAACAUUUGUUGAUUGUUGUGUAAACUUAGCACUUUGAACACAACUUUAGCGGAUCACACAUGAUUUUGCUGUUUGGACAACAAUUAUUGUCAACACAAAUGUGGCUAUCAGAAUGACCUAGACAUAGCCUAGACUAAGCCGAACUUAACGCACAUUGUUCAGACAGGGAAGACUUUUUUUGCUGGUUCAAAGGAUAAGUACCUUAACAGUGCAUUUUUUCUUUCAACCCAUUGAUUCUCUUAAUGACUCGUGAAAGACGGGUCGUUAAGAAGGGGAGACUAAGAACAAGGAUUAUUGCAAGUUUAAGUGUUUAUUUGUGCUAACAUCCUGGGAGUAGUUUCCUGCAUUUGGUGACUCGACCUCCAAACGAACAGGUGUCAUAACUUGCAUUGCAGUUAACUAUUCUCUGACCGUUUGGACCUUCUUGACAAGACUGACCACUUUGCUUCCAUACAGACUCGAACACAAAAUCAAUCGUGCUUUGACUCGAGUGAUAUUUCUUUGCUUACAAGCUAUUUCCCAACGUGAAACCGAUUCGAGAAUUAGCUGGUAUUUGGACCCUUGGGAUAUCUUACAACAUCAUUGUUUUACUUGGAACUCUACCAGACUUGUAUAGAGUUCUGUGAAGACAUUGAUUCUCCAGAGAAGAAGCUUGGAUCUGCUUGGUUUGAUCAUUGUUGGAUUCACUUGGGAUUUCUCUUGGAUUAGGAUUAUCUCUCCUCCGACAAAAUGGUGUCUGCUCUGCCUGUUGCAGAGGCCAAUCAGGAGGAUGGCAACAGCCAAAGCCAUGAAGGAACUGCCUCUAAGAACAACAAUCCAUCCUCCCGUGAAACCAGCUCCUCUCGCUCGACAUCUCCCAGUAACGUCUCGAACAUCCCGACACCAGGCGGACGAGGACUUGGACUUGGCCGCAGUCAAUCUCUCUCGGAUAAAUACGGCCAUCGCAUUGUCAAUUCGACAAGCACGAGUUCGGCAAGUUCUGCUGCAUCAGGAACGAGUCGGAGUACGAGUGGGUACUCCACCUCAGCCUCCUCAACCACUGGCAGGAUUCCCUCUAACAAGAACUCAAUGUUGGACAAAUUCAAAUUCUUUGGUUCAAAGGACAAAACUGGUAGUAAAAGUGGUGUUCCUGCUAAAGCCUCAUCAAAGAGCAGCACAAGUUCUAGGGAUUCCGAUACUUUACGGAGUUCUUAUUCGGAUUCUCGGCCUGGUAGUGCCAGAAAUAGUGCACAUGAACCCAUAAGUGCACAGGCGGGCUCAGCGAGCCCAAAGACUUCUAAAUCCCUGAAGAAAUCUUUAGGGAAAGCCCUUACGUCUUCAAAACGUGAGGGGUCCCCCAAACCAUCCAAGGGUAAGGAUGAUUCUAUACCGCGGGGGAAAACCCCACCUCCCAAUGCAGGGAGGAUGGUGCAGCCUAUGGCCACUUCAUCUGUCUCCUCUAGUGAUCGGGCGUCAUCACGUGGAUCUCCACCGUCAAGUAGGAGGAGCAGUUCUGCCCUCCAGGCACCCAGGUCUGUCAGUAAGUCAGAUAUGAAGAGUGGACAAGCUAGUCCUGAUGCAGGAAAGAAAGGCUCCAAGGCCUCCAGUAUGAUACCUAAAAAUGCUGCUAAAACUAAUGGAAAACCUGCUGCCUCUACUGGGUUGAACUCGCCCAAUAGUCACAUCCCCAUGCCCAAUACUGCUAUACCUAAACCAUCUGGUAUUGCCAAGCCUGGAGCUAAAGCAGCCAUGCACAAGGAUGAGCGCAGGCUAAAGAAUGACUCUAAGCAUGGUAGCAGAUCGCAGCUGCAUGCAUCAACGAGUAAGCAUAACGGGAUGAUCCCCAAUAACCACGAAAGUGCAUCCCUUGGCAGCCAUGACAGGUCACGUGACCAUCGGGAUUCUCGGGAACAAUCUAGUCGACAUCAUGAUUUAGAUCAGAAAUCUGUUGCGUCGCAUUCUUCUUCAUCUCAUCGUGCCGAUUCCAGUCAUAGUCGCUCUAGUCAAGGUCAAGGUCAAAGUGCUGACCAUGCACACAGUAAAGAGAAUCCCUCCCGCCUUAAUAACAACUUAGUGUCACAAUCACAUCAUGAUCAACGUGGCGAUCGCAAUGCUAACAUGUCUGCUGCAGAAAGCAGUUCAAGAUUACAACGUGGUGCUAGACAAUCGCAGGAGCCUACUACACCUCAGGGUCACUCUUCAAACUCACAACUACCAACCCAUACAAACUCUUUACCGAGGAAAAUGGUGAGUAGUGGAGGCACACAGACCAAUGCCAGUAGCUUACAACGGCAACAGAAACACCGUGAGCAGAUACAACAGCAUCAUGAACAACAACAGCAAUUACAUCAUCAGCAACAACAGCAUUCGUCACAUUCGCAACAGCCGCAGCAUCAUACACAACAGCCGCAGCACCAUGUGCAACAGCAACAGCAUCAUGCUCAACAGCCGCAACAUCAUGCUCAGCAACAUCUUCAACAGCAAAGCUCAUCUCAGGUGCGGAGCCUGGAUCGGAAAGAGAGAACACCGCAAUCAGGAGCUACAGCUAAACUUCAGAGAACUGAGAAUAAGAUUGACAAUCGUAAGAGUUCUAAAGCGAAUGCUGAACAUCGCCGGGAUUCUAAUGACAGUAGGAGCCAUUCCAGUUCCAACUCGCACAGUAACAGUGGCACUUCCUCUAAUGACAGUGUCAUCUAUAAUCCAUCUUGUGAUGAGUUAUCGACUGACAGUGACGCCCGCCGUAGCGCAUCGCAAAAACAAAAGAAUACUCAGGGUAAUGCCAGUCCUGAAGUUGGUAUGACACCUCAUAAUAAGUAUGUAAAACACACAAUACCAAAAAAUAAUAAGGUUGAAACGACAUUUGAUUCAGAUGUGCGGACUGAAACGGUGCAUACAAAUUCUCUGCCGAAAGGUUCUGGUCGGAAGGAGACCACGAUCGCCGAGGAUGGUGGAGAGACGAUGGAUGUCAAACCCAUGCAGCCGAUCAUGACGAGGUCCUCGCCCGCUUAUGGCUACCUCAGGACUGGGCCAGCAAACAAAUCCUACGGGAUGUACAGCAGCUUGAAUUACAGUUCAGGCCGACUUGGGCUCCACCGUCCUUUGAUUCCCGAUGGCUCCAAGUAUUUCUCAUUAAAACGGACAAUGUCUGGUUGUAGUAAUACGAAUAGUAGUAACGUUCCUGAUGAUUAUGGUUCCGAUAUAGAAGGUUAUGACGUCGCAGCUGGGUACAUGUCUGAUGGUGACAUUCUGCGCCCGAACGCCCACGUAGAGGACUUCAGCGGGUACAUGAGUGAAGGUGGUGCCUCCCUUUAUGCCAAGAGAAUGCAGCAGAGGUUCCGUGAGGGCAUCGAAGCUGUCGAAGAGUGCAUGAGGAAGAGCAGUGGUUUGAUUGACGAUGACAGUUUCGAUGACAGCAGCUCGAUCAGUAGCGGUGACAUCAGUGAUACCAUUGGCGACAUCAGCACAGAUGAAAAUCUGACCGGGUCAUCUGUGAGCGCCUCGUCUGAUUACCAUCAUCCCUAUGGUAGUCUCAAGCGACCACCGAAGCCCGACAUCAACACAUUAGUUGGCAAGACUGGUAGCUACUAUGGUGCGAAGACCUCAUACAUCGGUAACAAGAAUUUGAACCACGCCGACUAUGACUACACUGCCUGGCGGAAGUACAAUGGGGAACAGCAACACAACUACGUGAACCUUGACUACAGCAGUGAGCCGGACACGAGCACUCUCUCCCACUGGCGCAAAGAGAGAAAUGACCUGAAGAGCUGCUAUGCAACCACCAACUCGCUCCGACGUCACUCUGAUGCUCAGACAAUCAAAGCGUCUGCGGAGAAUCUUGUGCAACAUGAUGGAGGUAGCAAACCUAUGAAAGUUGACUCAGAGACUAACACUGAUGCUUCUUUAAUCAUGAUGCAUAAGCAGGGCCAACGCCCUGGUCAGAUGCCAGCAGGAGCAAACUUCGGUUUCCGCAGGCCUGUCAGUGGUGCUAGUACAAGCUCCAUUGGGAGCUCAAUGAGUGCAUCUGCUCCAAGACCAGUGAGCGGGAAACCGCCUAGCAUGUCUAACAGCUAUGACUCUAGCAGUUUGCAGAGGAAUGGCCGAGCUGUUGUGAACGGCAGUCAGACACAGGGUCAACUUCAGAAGGACCCCAAGACAGACAUGGGACCUGAAGCAUACAGUUCUAGUACUCUUGAGAGGAAUCCACGCAGGAGUAACAUGGUUCCCUCUAAUACUCAGACAGGAUUAAAUGUUGUCACUUCGUCUUCAAACAUUGACUUUGAACAGUAUAAAUCAAACACUCUAGGGCGUAAGAAGCCUGGGGACAGUAACUUGAAAGAUCGCCUCUUUGGGAGUCGUGGUAGCUUGAACAAGAGUCCGGUACAGAAUACUGAUCCGUUGAUAAUUGGUAAUCCACAUGCAACAUUUGGUAGUAAAGGACAGAACUCUAAUGGUCAGGUUCAACAGACCAAGCAGAACCAAGGAUCGGGUCGGAGUGAUUAUGCUGCAUUAAAUAUGCCUUAUAUGAACAAUUAUGUCGGUCAGGACUACCACCCCGGUCACAGUCGGCCGUUAAGUGGUGUACCUAACCCCACCCAUCCCUCCAACUGGUUAAAGAAUACACCUCAUCGCCACGGCUUAAGUUUGUCAGAGACUGAGAGUAUGGAGUCACUUUCUUCUGCAGGUUCCAGUGUUCAGGCCCAGAUUCAGCAGGCACGAGCGCACAGCAUGGCUACCCGAAAUAUCCUCUCACACAAUCGGGAUAGCUUCACGUAUGGCGUGGAUCGUAAUGGACACUCCUCCAACAAGUCCGAGCGUCUCUCCCAAACUCUGUCGCAGCACUUGGAUGGCGAUCUACCUCGAACUAGUUCCUACCAGCAAAUCAAUCAAUCUCAACCUUCAUCACCCACCCCGAGCGUUGGUUCCCAAUCCUCCUCAAGAUUCACGUACCCCAUGACUGCCCUUAGUCCUACCAUGGUGCAGAGUGCGUCCACGCACAGCCUGGUGCGCUCCAGCAGCCAGCAGUCCAACCUUCCUUACGCUGGUAUCGGGAUGCCGUUAACCAAAUCUGGCUCACGAGACGAAGAAGUCCAUGGCUCGCAGCUUUCCCUGGUCUCCAGCAGCUCAUCGUUGUAUUCAGCAAACCCUAGUGAAGAAAAACAAGCCUCAGAGAUCCGUAAACUUCGGCGGGAACUUGAAUCAGCUCAGGAAAAGGUUUUGACCUUGACAUCACAGCUCAGUACAAAUGCUCAUGUUGUCGCUGCGUUUGAACAAAGUCUUUCCAACAUGACAACACGUCUUCAGUCUCUCACAGUUACUGCUGAACAGAAGGAUUCCGAGUUGACCGACCUCCGAAUAACCAUCGAGUCGUUGAGGAAGCAGAGUGGUGGAAUUACUUGCGAGGCACUUGAUAGAACCCCGGUCAUACCCAGACGGUCGUCUUCUUUAAAACCAGAACAACAAGUGACGAGUCCGUCAGAUGCCCAAAAUCUGAGUCGGCAGAUUUCCUCGGACAGCAUGUCAAGUAUUAACAGUUUAUCAAGUGCGUGCAGCGUGACGAGUCAGCAGUCAUCGAUCACAGAGUCUGAUAAGAAGAAAGGCAAGAAGGGCAAAGGAAGCUGGCUUCGGAGUUCCUUUAGUAAAGCCUUCUCAUCGAAUAAAAACAAGAAAAGCAAAGGCUCGGCGUCAGACUUGGAUGAAACGUCGAGUAUGCACUCUGAUAUAUCUGUGCCCAACUCACCUCUUCUUCAAGGCUUACACAGCAAUAUGCCAGGGACACCACUGUCAGGCAUGAAGCUCUCAAACUCCUCCCACGCGCUGGGUGACGAUGAGGAAUGUAGGGUCUUACAGAAACAGCUACAAGAGAAAGACAUGAAACUGACCGAUAUCAGAUUGGAGGCGCUGUCGUCUGCUCAUCAGCUGGAGCAGCUCCGAGAAACGAUGACCAGAAUGAAGACCGAGAUGUCAUCACUGAAACAGGAUAAUAAGAGACUACACACCAUGGUCUCAUCGCAAAACAGCCUGAAUAGGCUUGACGGGAGCUAUGGGAACUUGGAGCUAUCCGAGAAUGAGAUGUCGACGUUGAAAGCUGAUAACGAUCGCCUCCAGAGAAUGGUGCAUUCUGGGAGCAAGCCUAGCAGUCCGAGCAGUCCGUGCGCACCGAUGACGCUAUCACCAAAGGGAAGUGAUGACCUCGACAAGCGGUUGAGUUUAGGAGAGGACCAUGCGUCGAAUUUAGAUAUGCUGUUGAAUGACAGUUCUGAUCGUGAUGGAAGGAGGAUAUCGAUAUCAGUUUACAGUGGGAACGAGACGGACGUGAAGCAGUUGAUGGAAAUCCGGCCGCCAGAGAUCUACCUUGGGACGAUGUCAGUCAGCGGGAAAAUAAGAUGGGAUAUGUUGGACAGCAUUGUGAAGAGAAUAUUUAAGGAUUAUUGCAUCCGAGUUGACCCAGUCUCUCAUCUUGGACUCAAUUCUGAAAGUGUUUUAUGCUACCAUAUUGGUGAAAUUAUUCGCAUUAAGGGCUCAAAUGCAAAAGACCCCGAGCUCCUACCCUGCGGUUACCUGGUCGGUGAAGACAUGUCAAUAAAGAUUGUGUUGAAAGGCUCCCAACACAACAGUGUGGAUAACGUAGCAUUUGAGACGUUGAUACCCAAGUCUAUUAUACAGCGGUACAUCUCGUUGCUCAUCGAACACAGGAGGAUUAUUCUGUGUGGACCCAGUGGCACAGGCAAGACAUACCUCGCUCAGAAACUGGCCACUUACUUGGUGCUAAGAUCUGGUAAAGAACUCGCCCCGACUGCUAUCGCAACGUUUAAUGUCGACCACAAGUCAAGCAAAGAACUGCGGCAAUACUUGACGAACAUAGCUGAGCAGUGUGAGAGCAGUUCGGCUAGUGAGCUGCCCUCUGUUGUCAUCUUGGACAACCUUCAUCAUGUCGGCUCACUCGGUGAAGUCUUCAACGGUUUCCUCAGCUGCAAAUACCUCAAGUGCCCAUACAUCAUUGGAACAAUGAACCAGGCAACAUGUUCCACCACCAACCUCCAACUUCACCAUAACUUCCGAUGGGUGCUAUGUGCGAAUCAUAUGGAACCGGUCAAGGGAUUCCUGGGACGAUAUCUGCGGAGAAAGCUGAUUGAAGCGGAGGUGAAAACGGGCAUGCGCAACAACGACUUGAACAAAAUGUCAGAGUGGAUGCCGAAAGUUUGGCAACAUUUGAACAAGUUCUUGGAAACUCAUAGUUCGUCAGACGUAACCAUUGGUCCACGUCUGUUCCUGUCAUGUCCGAUGGACAUGUCUGGCUCACAAGUUUGGUUCACGGACCUGUGGAAUUACUCCAUUGUUCCGUAUAUGUUGGAGGCAGUUCGAGAAGGACUUCAGGUGAGAAACUUGUAUGGUCGUCGUGCCCCAUGGGAAGAUCCAGCAGAAUGGGUGAUUGAGACAUACCCGUGGGGACCCACCAAUGACGGCCACAGCGAAGACUGGCCGUCGCUACAGAGACUGCGACCGGAGGAUGUUGGGUAUGAUACACAGGGAAUGGUGGGAGAAGGAAAAGCGAAGGCCACCCAGCAAGCCCAGAGUGAUGUUGAGGGAGACCCAUUGUUAAAUAUGUUGAUGAGACUACAGGAGGCAGCAAGUUAUUCAAGUCCACAGAGUAACGAUAGUGAUAACACAAGCCUGGACAGCCAUAGCACUAAUGACAUGAACAAAUCUGACCACGGGUCAUCUUCACGGACAAACUCAGGCAGUGUGGAGUCAACCAUUUGAAAGAGUUGAGCCUACAGGCCCAUUGUGGCGAUAGUGCAAUAAGUCAUGGGAUUAGUGGAGGGUCUCGUUUAGAGGUUCUUAUUCCAGUGCCUGAUACUAGCUGUGUUCAGAUAUGGCGGUCGAUUCAAGUGUAUCAGGCUUCUGCUUUGGUAGAAUUCAGUUCACGCGGACAGUGUGAGGUGAUUCUGGGAUUCCAUAUCAUGUGGACGGGAAAAGAUAGAACUGGCCAAGCCUUGAUCCUACAAAAUGUGGACAGGAUUAACUGAGCAGGAGUGAAAGUGUUAAAAGGAACAAACCAGGAACAAUAUCUGUUGUGAUAAAGUGAAAGGUAUGGCUUUGCGGCCAUAGCUCUGCAAGAAGGAAGUGGACUUGUUGGCCCUACAUUGUGUCAGUGGUGUCAAGGGGUAAAGACUGGUCUAUCCUAAGUAUGAACUGAAGUCUCGCACUCAAAUCUGUGUCUCCUAAAGUUUAACUAAAAGUGAAGUUUAAUCUUAGAGCUGACUCAUGUCUAUAGCUCGAGCCAGCUUGAGUUUUUCAAAGCCGAAGUAUAAGUCAACGAUUUUACUUAAGCUAAACUUACUUAAGCUAAACUUCAGUUUAGCUUAAGUCCCUUAAGUGUAUUUACUUAAGAUGAAUCUUAAGUCAUUGUGCCUUAUCUUUUCUAUUUAAUCUUAGACCAAACUUAGCUAACCAUAUUACAUGUAUGUUGAUAUGUGAAUGAAUGUGUAGCACAAUGUAUGUUAGGUCAAAUUGGUUUCUGUAUUAUUUUAUAUAAUCUGUAUCAUCAUGUAUUUGUCGCCGCUCUGUAUUUAGUCACAGCAGGCAGUGAAUCUCACAAUGAAUGAUGGUUUCAUGGUCACAUUAUGUAUAAUACUCUUUAAGAAAUCAGAGGAGUGCCACGUUAUAUAUGGUAUCUCUUUGAAUGAUGACGUCAGAAGAUGAGAGGGGCAUGAUUUUGACGGUGGCCAGGAGUGCCGUUCUUCCUCAAUCAACUAUUUUACUUCGCAUGAAACACUUAAAUUGUUGCCAAACAUGAAGUAUAAAAUGUACCACCAUUUGGUUUGGUGGCAUCGGGGGGAAGUAAUCCUACCAAUUUUUUAGUCAAUCGAAGAAAAACGUGACAAAUUCUUUGGGUGAUUUUUUGGUAAAAUACUCUGUUCUCAGAUAUUCAUGGAGUGUUUGCACCCAUGUGACCAGGGAAUGUCCCCUCGGUGGUGAUUGACAUCGGGGAUCCUCAUUGUGAAUAGACAUACACAUCAUUGGCCAAUCAGUGACCUGUUAUGAUAGAUAUAUAUAACCUCAUUUGAAUAUGUAAAUGACUCACAAUCAUGGUGCUGAAUAUUACACUGACAAAUGCCUCGUGGCAGAAAAAACAUGCAUUUUAGCAAAUCAAUGUAGAUAGAGUAGGAAUAGGUAUCAAGUGAACUAAUAAUGAUCAUGAGGCAGAAAGUCUUACGUACCCUAUAGUCCGUCAUGGUGCAAAAACACCUCAAAGAACUAGUGAGUGCUCUACCUAAGGCUUGCUGGGUACUUGUGCCAGGUGAAUAUGGACUUGUUUGAGAUAUUUGUCAAUCGUUUGACAGAUAUACAUGAUCAUUUUAUCGCCUGAUGUGUCGAUCCCCGCUCGGGCCCUACCUCGCCUACCACCAAUAUAACUAAACUACCUGCUACAUAUGAUGUUGGGCGAGCAUCGCUUUUAGUUUUUGGAUUGCUCCUUGUCACUAAAAAUCAGUAUUUUGACAAUAUUGCUCCAAAAACUUUCAGUUUGGUUCAAAUUAUUUGAAGACGAUUUAAUCAGGAUUGAGUUCACUCAAACUAUAAAGGUUUAGCUUUGAUGUGAAAACAGUCAUGGGCAAAUUCUUCUGAUAUUGAACCAAAUGUUUGAUGACCAUUUGAACUGUCUGUGCAGUAUUGUAUCCUUGUAUAUUGAGGCAGCUCUGGUUUACAUGGGUUCAUAUGGUAGUUGUUAUAGGACCUGGUGUGAGCAUACAUAGAUGUUUCCCUAAAUGUUGAUGUCAUGUGCAAUCAGCAGGCUUUAGUUUAGCUUAAUGAUCAGCUUGUAUUUUUCAAGGGGGGGGGAUUUUCCACCGCUAUCAUGCAAAAAUGUAUUCUUUGGUCACAUUCACUCUUUUAACAUGACAUUUGUAUGUCACCGCUGCCACAAUUGUUUUGUCGUUAGGUCAUUUAAAUACAUGUAUAUCCAUCUCAUUCGUCUAUUUUUGUAGUUUUCUGAACAAAGACAGACUUUAAGCGAACAUUUUCUAUAGAUGAAAGUAAUUGGAGGAAUUGAGCUGAGUUAGCUGAUGUAGUUUCAUUUUCAUAUUGUAGGUUCAUUCAAGGGAAGGUUGGUGAGCUAAUCAACCUCUGGUUUAAUUUAGAAUCAUUUCAGAAUAAGCAAACAUUUUCUAUAGAUGAAAGUAAUUGGAGGAAUUGAGCUGAGUUAGCUGAUGUAGUUUCAUUUUCAUAUUGUAGGUUCAUUCAAGGGAAGGUUGGUGAGCUAAUCAACCUCUGGUUUAAUUUAGAAUCAUUUCAGAAUAAGCAAACAUUUUCUAUAGAUGAAAGUAAUUGGAGGAAUUGAGCUGAGUUUGCUGAUGUAGUUUCAUUUUCAUAUUGUAGGUUCAUUCAAGGGAAGGUUGGUGAGCUAAUCAACCUCUGGUUUAAUUUAGAAUCAUUUCAGAGUAAAACAGAAUUGCAUUUUUUAUCAUCAUGUUUAGAAGGGUUGCAUUUGUUUUGCCAGUGAGGAAUAUCUGGAAACUGCAGUUUUCAAAUGGAAAAUGUUUAGACAUAAACAUGAGAGUGAAAUAGGCAACCCUUCUAAUUGUAUCAUUGUAUACCUACUAUUAAUAUUUAUUGCAUAUUAGUACCUUGUGAAUAGGUCCCCAGCUUCCAUCAUUUAGCAUGAACCUUAUUUAUGUUGCAAAAUGUAAAUAACAUUUGCUUUAUCGUGUAAUUCUUUAUUGAUUUUAUGACAUUUUGUGUUGGUCUUUGUUAAUGCACCAAAGAUGAUUUAGACAUCACCUCUGUAUUAUUGGUCAUCAACAGGUCGUAACCAUGCUGCAAAACGUUCCUAUUUGUGAAAAGUGAUGUGUGUGAAAGUUUUAUGACAUCAGCCCUAAAUCAAAUAAUAAACAAUUUCAAGUCUUGUUCAAAACAAAUUUGAAUAUUUCAGAGUGAGAAACUUUGCUUUCGCCGACAAAACAAGAAUUCAGUUUUUGGACAUGGAGAUUUCAUCUUUGAAUUGCUUCUUUGUGCGUUUUCUAUGUAUUCCUGUUCUAUAGGUUACAUUCUUUGCUGGGUGUACUCCACUCUCCAUAGCUGAGUUAAAGGUUUUGAAAUAUUUUUCUUAACUCUGUCUGUGGAGAGUUGACCAACUGUGAUGUUCUCAAAAUUGAUAUAUUGACAAAAAUAUUGUAAAAAUCAUCUUUUACUUUCAAAUGUUGAAGUGUAGGGAGGGGGAGGUGACUUAUCAGGAAGACUUUUGGUUUUUUUGGGAUGUUGAGUGUAAAAACAUUUGAGAGUAUCACAGACUAUGCAUUUUGAGGGACUGGCCCUCAGAUAUAAUGUCUGAAUUUCAGACUGAGUUAUGGGACAUUUUGACUGAAUUUAGAAUAGACGCAACCCGUUUGGGAUACUGGUUGGUUGAUUGUUUCCUACUUUGGCAGAGAUUUAUGCCGGUGAAGGAACGUUCAACCAUUUAGUUAUUGUAUAUAAUCAACCACUGACAUCAGAGGCCAAAUUCAUGAAAACAUGUGAAAGCUCACAUGAAUCAUUCAUGAUUUAAGCACUUUUGACAUUGAAGUAUUAUUACAAUACUCUUGAUAUCAAAAGCCUCUGGCAUCAGCUCUUUGAUACUGAUGUUAGUGGUUUUAAAUGUUGUCCCUUAAUAGUUUAGAUGUCGCUUAACUCCGUGGGGGUACGGUACUCUGCUUUACUUUCUUACGAAACUCAUUUUGUAUCAUCAUGACUUUUUGGUGGAUCGCGAAAUUUCGGUUUUCAUGGAAAAAUAUAUUUUCGUGGUUUUUUCUCUUGCAAAGAUAGGUUUUUGUUGCAAAGUUCUUGAAAAAGAACCUGCAAGAAUUAUCAGCUAACAGUGGUACCAAGUGAGUUUCUUGUUAUUGCUUGUAGUUGCGAUGUUGUCUGAGCUUUUGAGAUCAAAGUACGGUCGUCAAGGUGACAAAAUAUUUGCUGCUUGCCCUUUCUGAUAAUUCGAAAAUUUCCUGAAUUUUGGGGCAUUACUACUAAUUCGGAGUCACAAUACUUGCUCCACUGUGAGUGUUUGUUUCUGCAGUGUGUGUUACAACUUCAAAUUUGUAUGUAUCAAACGGUCGCUGACUUCAUGCCCAUGAAGGUCAUCAUCAUUUUGUAGAGAAUAAUUUGUGUGAGACCAUUGUAAUGAUUUGAUGCUACAAAGACUGCACAUGUACAUAUCAUCAUCAUUUGAUGGUGGAAAUUUCAUACAGAAUAAAAAUGUGUUACUGUUUUUAUUGUUAAA